Anopheles arabiensis is the source of this 516-nucleotide messenger RNA. Its product is annotated as keratin, type II cytoskeletal 1-like. Lineage: Eukaryota; Metazoa; Arthropoda; Insecta; Diptera; Culicidae. The record is from RefSeq and is a predicted model, not a curated record. The transcript is spliced from 2 exons. The coding region runs from base 22 to 471 and encodes 149 amino acids.
UUGGAACGUGCUGAAGUGUUGAUGUUAAAGAAAAUGGCCAAGAUACUUUUGCUACUAAGCUUCUGUGGCGUGUUGCUCUGCCUCACGAGCGCUGCCCCAGCGUACCAGGAGGACGCUUCGAACGGCGUCCAAUCGAUAGUGCCGGUGCAAGAGGGCAGCCCCGUAGUGAUCGUGGAAGAGCGUGCAGGUGAUGAUAGCGACCUGGAGGGAGCGGAAGCGGCCCACUUCGGGUACGGUGGUGGUGGCUUCGGACAUGGCGGUGGCUUCGGUGGUGGCUUUGGCCAUGGCGGAGGCUUCGGCGGUGGCUUUGGGUUCAAAAAGUUCGGCGGCUACGGCGGUGGCUUUGGGCAUCGCGGGUUCGGCGGUGGAUUCCCGGGCCACGGUGGGUUCGGAGGCGGUGGCUUCGGGGGCGGUGGGUUCGUCGUUGGCGGUGGCUUCAUCAAGGGCGGCGGAUUUUACGGCAAGAAAUAAGUUAACCGAGAGCGAGUGCAAAAUAAAGUUUAAUUAAGAAUACUA